AUGAAAAAAGUGCCUGGGCUCAGACUGCCAAGCGCACCGGUACGUGAGCAGCUGUCCAAAGAUUUGAAGGCUUGGUGCAAAAGCACAGGCCACGUGUUGCCGGACACACAAGCCUCCAGUUCAACCGUGCCUGGCACAGAGUCACAAAUCUUGAAUCUGCAUAGUGCGGAUGUAGACGACGGAGAAGACCGGCAGCCUGACUUCCUACAGUCACCUGAGCCGACCGCUAGACGUUCCCUCAAGCUUUUAUCGCCUGAGGCUGCCGUUGAUGUGCCUGAUUGGGCUCUUGACUGGGCCGAGGAAAUCGAGCUAGCUCAUCAACAUCAAGCCUUCGUCAAGAACCAUGAACAUGACGCAAAGUCUGUGGAGUCAUUCGGUGUGCCUUCAAGGUUCGUUGAGCGAACCAAGGGCGGCCAGCUCCUACACAAUCGCUCCUUGACUAAGGCCAGGCCAGAGGGUUGUCAGAACCAGCCAUCUGCAAUGCCUGCAUGGGCCUCUCAAUGGGCAUCUGAGCUGACGGCUCAGUUCGAGUCCCAAGCUCUAUCAACAGUGACGUUGUCUGCGCAUCAUCACCUUGGCUCAUUUGGGCCAAAUGACAGCAAAGUGGACUGGGCAGGUGAUCUUCCUUCAGCUCAAGAUCUCUUAUCGCAAGGUCGGAAGGCCGUCUACCUGGAACGCUUACGCAAAGCUGAGGACAUGCAAUGUCAACGUGUUGUCAAGGCAGGUUUGCCUGUCAAAGACAUCACAGACAUUGCGACCAUUUUGUACGAAGCAGGGCUUUAUGGGCCUCCUCACUUCACUAAGGCUCACAAAAGCCGCGGCACUCUCACUGGCAUCUUGGUCAAGCCCCAGUUUGGUGGAUGUGUUAGCAUUUAUGCUAAGACUGGCAAAAUCAUUGUGGAUGGUAGUGCAAAUGCCAAGCGACGCAUUAUAGGGAUGCUUUCAACCGUGUCUUGUCCGGCUCAGAGUGCAACAUGCAUUGAUGAUGAGCUCCCCACAGUUCACGCCGUCAAAGCGCGACUUGCUAAGCAGUAG
Molecule: messenger RNA, 1035 nt
Organism: Symbiodinium natans
Lineage: Eukaryota; Dinophyceae; Suessiales; Symbiodiniaceae
Source: the annotation of a GenBank genome assembly